This is a messenger RNA of Hydractinia symbiolongicarpus, 3189 nucleotides long. RefSeq names its product zinc metalloproteinase-disintegrin-like ohanin. The record is from RefSeq and is a predicted model, not a curated record. Gene Ontology annotation, biological process: membrane protein ectodomain proteolysis. Lineage: Eukaryota; Metazoa; Cnidaria; Hydrozoa; Anthoathecata; Hydractiniidae. The transcript is spliced from 27 exons. Gene Ontology annotation, molecular function: metalloendopeptidase activity. Bases 88 to 2580 code for a protein of 830 amino acids.
UCUAAUUAGAAUUAUUCCGCUAUAUUUAUAAAUGUAAGAUCUGCUCCAAAUUGUUUGCCUGCACUGUCUCCUUAAACUGCUUUCAAGAUGAAGAUGCUGUUGGUAUAUUUUCUUUGUUGUCUGGCGAUCAAAAAGACUUUGGCAUUGCCAGCGCAUUUAAAUCAUGUGAAGAAAUAUGAAGUGGUGAAACCUUUUGAGUUGAAAAGAGAAUGCAAGGGAAAGGACUGUGAUUUAAAACGUGAAUACAUCAUUCCUACUAAAGCGGAACGCUAUCAUGUUUCUGUGGAACAGCAAUCUUUUCUUCAUAAUGACUUUAAAGUUUCAACACAGUCCAAAAACGGAGAGUUAACCAUCACAAGAAAGAAUGAUGUAAAACAGUGUCAUUAUAGAGGAACUUUAAAAAAUGGAAAAGGAAAAAUUAUUUUGACUACAUGUAAAGGCUUACGGGGCGUGUUAAUCGAUGAAAAAAAUAACACUUACGUGAUUGAACCUAUGGGUACAGGAGAUCGGCACAUUAUUUAUCAACAUAAAACGUCGUCAGAGAACCAAACGAAACAUUCAAACGAUGCUCAUCAACACGCACCAGUAAACGAUAUCAUAGUAGAUUCUAAUUCUGAUUGGAAUUACGCAGAGGUGGCUAUCGUUGGUGAUUAUUCCUUUUCCCAACUGCAUUCCAAUGUGGAUGAAGCAAUAUCAUUUGUGAUGUCAAUAGUGAAUUACAUGAAUUAUGUCUACGAAUGUGUUCAAAUAAAAAUCAUUUUAACCAAUUUGGAGUUGUGGACACACUUUGACGCAUUUCACGUAGAUAAAUCAACUUUGAUUUCAAAUAUCGAACAGUAUAACAAUGACGAACUUAUGAUAUCUAGAGGGUGGAAACAUGACAACUUGCAAUUUCUAACAGGGCACGACCUAGGUGGACUUGGCGGCCUUGGAGGUAUCGGAACGAUUUGUAGAGGGGCUUCAAGCAAUGCGUAUGCAAAAGCCACCAACCCUAAUCCGCAUUUGGUGGCUGCUAACGUCGCACAUGAGUUUGGUCAUAGCCUUGGGCUUGGACACGAUCAUGCGGGUUGUCAUUGUCCAACGGAUUCUCAAUGUGUAAUGGGACCAUAUGCGGCAGAAACCUUUGUAAAUGCUCUAACUGACUGUUCACAAAAUGAAAUAAUAAAGAGAAAAAAUGAUGAUUCAUACAAAUGUUUUAAAGAUGUACCUCAAUACACAUAUUCAAAAUCUCGGUGUGGAAACUAUGUUGUUGAAGAAGAAGAAGAAUGUGAUUGCGGUCCAGAAGAACUCUGCACCAGUAAAUGUUGCGAUCCAGCAACAUGCAAACUACUCUCUACCGCUCAAUGCGACCAGGGAACGUGUUGCGAUCAAACAAAUUGUCAGUAUAAACCAGCAGAUACAAUAUGUCGCGCCUCCGGUGGAGAGUGUGAUUUUGAAGAUAGAUGCACCGGUACAGAUGCUUUUUGUCCAGAAGAUGUAUAUCUUGCCGACUACACCUCUUGCAAUUCAAAACAAGGAUAUUGCGUUGAUGGUAGAUGUUCCAAAACUCUCUCAGGACAAUGCAAGCUAAUGUGGGGAACAAAUGCUUUUCAAGCAGUGGAGGAGUGUUUCGUGCAUAACACCCACGGAGGAACAUAUGCUAACUGUGGAAAGAAUGCGGAUAACACAUACAUACCAUGCAAGAUGCAAGACAUCUAUUGCGGAAAGGUUUUGUGUUCCGGAGGAGGUUUGCCCAACUCACCACUAAUUGGAGGUGGAUAUGGUAGCAGUAUAUGGACAGUCAGUUAUGGGAGCAGUCAGUACACUUGCAAAUCUCCAGUUGGUAUGAGUGCGGAACCAGAUCCUUCGUAUGCUCAAGACGGUACUAAAUGCGGAGUGGAUAGCGCUUGUCAUCAUGGGAAGUGCGUCCUUGCGUCGAACGCUACGCAAUCGGCUUGUCGCGGAUUAUGUCAAGAGGGUAAAUGUACCAACACCGGAGCUUGUUUCUGCAAUCCAGGUUUUGGUGGAAGCACGUGUUCAAUUCUAGACAUCACAAAUGCCCAUGGGAAAGUUUACUAUCCAGCGUGUUAUAAGAAGUGCGCCACAGGGAAAUGUGACACAUUGAGUGGAAAAUGUACUUGUCCGCCAGGAAGAGCUUGUCCGGACUGCGCAACUGUCUCUGCAAGAAUUCACACGGAAACUGCAUGUAGUCUGACACCACAGUGUAAAGGAAGUGGUGUCGACUGCGGUGAUAUAUUCUCUGGCGCUUACACGACGUAUCAAUGCGUACAUGCACACAGUUUGACAGAAAACAAUUUUGUGUUGUUACAAUCGUUCAGAGAUAACGUGGACUGGUCAAAUAUGGACGUUUUUGUGAAAAGGAUAACAUGUCAAUGCGCCAGACUUGCUCGUGACGGUGGUUAUGCAAGUUUCGGCAUCCGUUAUUGGGCUGAAUGUUGGGCUUCUAAAGCUACGGCGGCAAACACAGGCACAACCGAAUCUAUGGAAUGCCAAAACACGUCGUUUCAACCGUGUACCGAAGCUGACCAAACAUGUGUAGGAAUGGAUUACUCUAUGUUUCUGUAUGAUUUAAAACAAUAAGAUCGGCACGAUGUAUUAGGUAAUAAGCAAAUUAGCAGAACCUUCGAAAUGUAUGCAUUGAUUGUCCUUACACAGUGUACAACUUAACAACACUAUUUAUCGUUUUUAUUUCAUAUUCUUAAGUUUGAAAGAUAAAAAAAUGCACGCGUUCCCUAUUUAUUAUUCCACAUUUAUUCAUUAAGGUAUUAAACUUGGUUUGUUUGCAAUUCGUUUUUUUUUAAAGAAAUUCGCAAAAUGAAACAGUACUGAAUAAAGAUGACCACUCCAGUUCGCGAAUGUUCAAAGUAUAAAUAACUCAAAUAAGUUGAUCCUUUUUGCACAGUUUCACACUACAAAAUAUGUUUUAACUAGCAUACUACAUUAAGCCGAGGAGGAUAGGAAUAAAGAUUUCUAUACUCCUAGAUUAAGCAGAGACAUUAUUUGCUUAAAGAAACGUAAUCGGGCAUUACAGAACGUUUGAAUGCACAAUUUACAAGGGAAAUUUCAUAACGUCUUUUCGAAACUCUAUAAUCUCUCCUUAUUAUUUUAUACGAAUGUAAAUAAUUGGUUGUAUUUCACAUUUUGUAUUUUAUUUAUAAAGAAAAAAUCGAGUGCACUAUAAAAACAGAA